CUUAUUUUUCCUCGACAGCAGAAGGAGCGAGCAACCCUGGCCACUUACCCAUUUGGGGAGCUCUGCCUUUAGGUUAACCACCUUGCGUGUGCUUGCCUCGUCCACGUCGAUGAGCCUCAGAGCCACGCUCUACACACCUACUCCGUUCGAGCAAACCAUGCUACCAGUUUUCACAGUCUGCGGCCCCGAGAACAGCACAUGAGACGGUGAAAUUCUGCGCAGCGAGCUUGGAGUUCCGGCUCGCACAUACUCAUCAUGUGGCGCGACAGGACAAACCUUUUCAUAUCAUACCGACAGUCGUACGCCCACCACCCGCAGAAGAAGCAACGUUAUGGUGGAGGCUCCAAUGGCUUUGGCGACACUUCUAUGUUAUCUGAGGAACGUCGUGGCCUCAUCUCUGCAGGCGCAUACGAGGACGAUGGAGACACUGUCAUAGAGAUGGAUCUAUUACCGCCCAGGUGGCUGGAUGUUCAGGAUGAGGUGUCAGACCUGCUGGCAGAUAUCGCAGCGCAAACUCGCAAGCUUGAACCGCUGCAUCAAAAGCAUGUGUUACCGGGCUUCGACGAUGAAGCCGUCAAGAAGAAAGAAGAGCAGGAAAUCGAACGCAUCACUCAGCAGAUAACACGGCAGUUCCACAAUUGCCAGAAAGCCAUCAAGCGCAUCGAUGCUAUGGUCCACGAUUCGAAGCAGACAGGUGGUAUCAGUAAGGGCGAAGAGAUGAUGGCGCAGAACCUCAAGAUCUCUCUUGCGGCUAGGGUUGGUGACGCAAGCGCCCUGUUCAGGAAAAAACAAUCAGCCUACCUCAAGAAACUCCGCACAAUCGGUGGUCUAUCUACCCCGUUGGGAGACCGUUCAGGCACGCCCGCUGUCCAAAACCCGUACAGCGACCCCUCGCUCAUCGACUCGGAAACCGACCGCUCCUUUUCCCAAGCAACACUGCAACAAGCCAAAAGCAAGCUUCUCAACUCAAACGACGCCGUGAUUGCGCAGCGUGAGCGAGAGAUAGAGGACAUAGCCCAAUCCAUCAUUGACCUUGCGAACAUCUUUCAAGAAAUUCAAACCAUGGUUAUCGACCAGGGCAGUAUGUUGGACCGCAUUGAUUACAAUGUCGAGAAGAUGGCGACGGAGAUGAAAGCUGCCGACAAGGAGUUGACCGUUGCCACAGGUUAUCAGAAACGUAGUAUGAAGCGAAAGAUAAUAUUGCUGCUAAUCAUUCUGAUCGCUGGUCUCUUUAUACUCUUGGGUCUGAAGAUCAGCUCAAAGAGUGGUAAGAGUGGAGGUGGAGGCAUGAAUGCGCAACCAGAUCGGAUCACGGUUGAUGAACCUGCGGAAAAUGCACAUGUAUCGAUGAUAAGGAGCAGAAGUAUUUUGUUGGAGAUAGGCGAUGAUCUAUUCCGGCGAGAUUGGAGGAAACGGAGAAAGCGCCGUUUGGUGUAAAUAAAUUUUCUUAGCUUCCAAUUCUUGUAUAGAAAAUUCCACCGAAAAAGAUCAUUCACGUCCGAA
Verruconis gallopava is the source of this 1503-nucleotide messenger RNA. RefSeq lists its product as uncharacterized. Gene Ontology annotation, molecular function: SNAP receptor activity; SNARE binding. The transcript is spliced from 3 exons. The record is from RefSeq and is a predicted model, not a curated record. Gene Ontology annotation, cellular component: SNARE complex; membrane; endomembrane system. NCBI's taxonomy places the organism in Eukaryota, Fungi, Ascomycota, Dothideomycetes, Venturiales, Sympoventuriaceae. Gene Ontology annotation, biological process: vesicle fusion; vesicle-mediated transport; intracellular protein transport. The coding region runs from base 256 to 1437 and encodes 393 amino acids.